CGGCUCUGCGCUUUUCCGAGCGGGCUGGCGCGCCUCGAGGGGAAUGUUACAGGGGCCUGCCCUGAGAGGCGACACCAGAGCACACGCACUUUCCUCAUAUUUUCUAACCCCUGUUAGUGUUGCUCUUGGGGGGAGGCUUUUUUCCCUUUGGACAUUUGGGUACGGGUGGCAUACGGGAGGGAGAAGAUGGAGACGAAGGUGAAGCAAUAAGGAACUUGCUAUAGUGGCGGUGCUGGCUCUCCUGACGACGAGGCGCUAGCGCCCUUGUCUUGAGAUAGAUGGCUGAAAUAUAGAUGGCUUGCCUCAGAGCUCUGUUUGUACUUCAGUCAAGCGGUGGUGCGGGACCCAGCCAGUGCCCCCUCCAUGUUUUCUCCUUUUUUUUCCCCUGCCUUCCUUUCUCCCAGUAGUCGGUUGCUGAAGAGGAAAAGGGAUAGUGAUACCUUUAGAAACCAAUACAAUCUUAACAACCGCUGGGGGUAACAAGGAGGGUAGAGUCCCAGCAAAAUUCUAGUCUCUUUGGGGAAAUGACUCUUGGGUACCUUAAGAUGACAAUGCUAGAAUAUAUGAGGGUUUUAAAAAUAUGCUUCCAGGAAAAUAAGAAAUUUUAAUUUUCUGAGUUCGAAGUGGUUUUUUGUUUGUUUGGUUGGUUGGUUUUGUUUUUUUCCCCCUUCUUCUCUUAUCUCUUUGGUACAUGGGCAAGAGAAUCAUUUCUUUAGAAGCCAUCUGAGUAUUUCGGGUAUGAGGACUUGACCUGUGGGCAGGAGAGCUAUGUGGCAAAGGACUGCUAGAUGCUGCUCUCCAAACUGCUGCGGCUGCUUCCAGGCUGAAAACCAUCGGAUUUUCCCUCCAGGAAGAAUCCUUUCUUCUCUCGUCCCCCACAUGGGUGUGGUCUAGCUAUGGGCUCUGGGACAGUUGUCCUAGGAAAGCCCAAUCUAGGGACUGUCUAAUAGGUGUUUGAGACAUGAAGGAACUAAGCUACUUCCAGCUGUUCUGUGGCCCCUGCUGCCUCGGAGCCUCCAAAACACCCUGGGCUGCUGUCUUCUUGUAGGCAUACCCCAAGACAGGGCUUUGGAGACUCUAGGGCAUCCUUCUCCCGAAUUCUCACUUUUCCCCAGUUCCAUCGGAGACCUAGACCUGGCAGCUAGUGGUCCAUUGAUGUGCUUUCUCAGGGACAUGCCUGCUCUGGGAAUCAGGAACAGCGCCACCCCUAGCUCUGGACUCUGAAAUAACCUGUAUGAACCAAGAGCUCCAGCUGGAGGCGUCAACUCCCACCGAUUUAUCUGACUUCUGCCCAGACUCUGAAAUGCCAACUAUGUCAAGGCCUGCACUUGAUGUCAAGGGUGGUAGCAACUCUGCGAAGGAGGAUGCCAACCAGGAGAUGAACUCUCUGGACUACUCCAACCUCGGGGUGAAGGAUCGCAAAGCAGUGGCCAUCCUGCACUACCCUGCGGUCAACUCAAAUGGAGCCAAAGCCAAUGGAGCUCCUGCAAGCUCCUCUGGAUCAGCAUCUCCAGUAGGCUCUCCUACUGCCAGCCCUUCUACCAAGCCCCCACCCUUCAACCUGCACCCUGCCCCUCAUCUGCUGGCCAGUAUGCAGCUGCAGAAGCUUAAUAGCCAGUAUCAUGGGGCCGCAGCAGCAGCUGCUGCUGCCACUCCAGGCCAACCAGGGGAGGCAGGGCCCCUGCAAAACUGGGACUUCGGGGCCCAGGCGGCGGCGGCGGAAGCCGCAGGAGCAGGAGCGGCGGUGGCAGGAGCAGGAGCAGGAGCAGAAGCGGCAGGAUCAGCCACUCCUCCUGCUGGUUCCCAGAGCCCUACUAUCAUUGAUUCUGACCCAGUGGAUGAGGAAGUGCUGAUGUCUCUGGUGGUAGAGCUGGGGCUAGACCGAGCCAAUGAGCUUCCCGAGCUGUGGCUGGGGCAGAAUGAGUUUGAUUUCACCGCAGAUUUUCCCUCUGGCUGCUGAUGCCAAGUGUCCCUAAAAAUUGAGGAACAAAGCCACCAAUUCAGUUGUAAAUAAAAGUUACUUGCAAAGAGA
Molecule: messenger RNA, 2032 nt
Organism: Myodes glareolus (Bank vole)
Lineage: Eukaryota; Metazoa; Chordata; Mammalia; Rodentia; Cricetidae
Gene: Cited1
Product: Cbp/p300 interacting transactivator with ED-rich tail 1
Biological process (GO): regulation of DNA-templated transcription; melanocyte differentiation
Cellular component (GO): nucleus
Molecular function (GO): transcription coactivator activity
Source: RefSeq, a predicted model, not a curated record